Messenger RNA from Eurytemora carolleeae, 564 nucleotides. RefSeq names its product protein Simiate-like. The record is from RefSeq and is a predicted model, not a curated record. Gene Ontology annotation, biological process: dendrite morphogenesis; regulation of filopodium assembly; regulation of actin filament polymerization. Gene Ontology annotation, cellular component: filopodium tip; lamellipodium; nucleus. Bases 1 to 564 code for a protein of 187 amino acids. Gene Ontology annotation, molecular function: actin filament binding; actin monomer binding. NCBI's taxonomy places the organism in Eukaryota, Metazoa, Arthropoda, Copepoda, Calanoida, Temoridae. The transcript has 3 exons.
AUGAUUGAAAAUGGGAGCAACGGGAGUAGUAUUUCCGUGAACCGAAAGUGUAUAGAAGAGAGUAUUGAUCUAAACCAACCCUAUCUCUCAGUUACGGAACGAUAUUAUACUCCGUAUUACAAGAUAGACCAGGAUAGAUCAAGAAAGAAUGAUCUUUGUCUCCUGAUUCAUUCCAACCGAAUUUCCUUGAUAACUUUAGCUCCGUCUCACCCGGUCCUGUCGUCGACUGAGAAAAUCAAGGUGAACUGUGAGGUGUCUGGAAAGUUGGAUAGGAAGCAGAAUAAGGCGGUUGGGAAGAGCAAGAAGGGAGGACAAAAUCUAGAACCUACUUCCAUUGUGUGCUUUUUAGAGGUUGGAGAGACAAGGUAUCCUAUAGAGGCUGUAUCUCCUGGAAAGCUAGUUUGCAUGAACAAGUGUGUCCUGGAGAACCCUGAUUUUGCUCGUCUGAAACCUCAAGCCGAGGGACAUAUUGCUGUUCUUCUCCCUUAUCUAGGAAGGAUUCAGGUUACUCAAAACAAUACCCUUCCUUUCCUCCUUCACUACUUCAGUGAUACGAUUUUUUAA